UCGGGCGGAGGAAGAUGCUGAGACCCCCAGCUGGAGCCCCAUGUGACCGGGGAGUGUCUGGCUGACUGGCCGGGGAGGGAGGGGGGUGAGGCGGCCUCUGCUGCUCGGAUGGCCGCAGUGUGAGCGGCGGAUUUGCUGUACGGCUGCACGGAGGAGGAUCGGCGAGGACAUGGCCGGGAUCCUGAAGAGGGUUCCCGUCCUCGCUGUCAGUUCAGUGUCCCUGUUUGUGCUGUUAAUGGUCCUCCGGCUCAUCAACGAAAUGAACUUCCUGAAGUUGCUGUCUUGUUUUGGGCAGACCAGCUCCCAGUGUGCACCCGUGCAUGUCACGUGGCGGCAGCGGCCUCGGACGUAUCACGACGGCUACAUUAACAUUAAGACGCUUGAGCCUCUUGAGCUUGACUGUGGCCAUUGCGCAAUUGUAUCAAAUUCUGGGCAGAUGAUCGGGCAGAAGGUUGGACCUGAAAUUGACCACUCUUCCUGCAUUUGGAGAAUGAACAAUGCUCCCACCAAAGCCUAUACAGAAGACGUAGGGAAGAGGACUACGAUCCGGGUUGUGUCUCACACCAGCGUCCCUCUCCUGCUCAAAGACCCCAAUUACUUCUUCAAGGAGACCAAUGACACCAUCUACGUCAUAUGGGGUCCUUUCAGGAACAUGCGUCAAGAUGGGAAGGGGAUUGUGUACAACAUGCUGCGCAAAGUGGUGGAAAAUUACACUGGUGCUAAAGUCUACAUAACAACUGAGAUGCGCAUGAACUACUGUGACAGUGUCUUCAAACUGGAGACCGGUAGAGAUCGAGUUCAGUCUGGAUCGUACCUCAGUACCGGCUGGUUCACUAUGAUCCUCGCCAUGGACGCAUGUGAAGGAAUCCACGUUUAUGGAAUGAUUAAUGACACAUAUUGCACAACAAAUGGCUUCCGGAAGGUUCCCUAUCACUAUUACGAACCAGGAAGAUACGAAUGUGAUGAGUAUAUCCUCCACGAGAACGCUCCAUAUGGCGGCCACCGCUUCAUCACGGAGAAGCGAGUCUUUGCCAAGUGGUCGAAGCUGCAUAAUAUAACCUUCUCCCACCCGGACUGGACAUUACCUUGAAAUAAAUCACUCAGAAACUUUCAGAACCUCAAAACCUUCCAUAAUAAUACCCAACA
Nanorana parkeri is the source of this 1146-nucleotide messenger RNA. It is a transcript of the gene ST6GALNAC3, whose product is annotated as ST6 N-acetylgalactosaminide alpha-2,6-sialyltransferase 3. Gene Ontology annotation, molecular function: alpha-N-acetylgalactosaminide alpha-2,6-sialyltransferase activity. The transcript has 5 exons. The record is from RefSeq and is a predicted model, not a curated record. Bases 170 to 1090 code for a protein of 306 amino acids. NCBI's taxonomy places the organism in Eukaryota, Metazoa, Chordata, Amphibia, Anura, Dicroglossidae. Gene Ontology annotation, biological process: ganglioside biosynthetic process; oligosaccharide metabolic process.